AUGUCAGAAGAAGCCAAGACUGCUGCCGUUCCAGCAGUUACCACAACUGCAGGUAACUCUGCACCUGCUGAAUCUAAGCAACUUUCUAAUAAGGAACUCAAGGAAUUGAAGAAGAAGGAAAAGGCAGCUAAAAGAGCAGCGCAAAAGACCGCCAUAGGUAUUACUCCUGAACAACAACAAAAAAUGGCAGAACAAAAGAUUGAAAAGAAGAAACAACAAACUGCAACUGCCACCAACUUGAAAAAACAAUUAGAUCAGACUUUACUUAAACCUGAUGUUAGAAAAGUUCCACAUUUGUUCGGACAUUUAGAAACCAGAGAACAACGUAAUGCUUCAAGUCCUUCAAUAUCCCACAUUGUUCAUCCUGCUAUUCUUUCAUUAACUUUGAAAUAUUCAAAUUAUAAAGUUGUUGGUUCAACCUCCAGAGCCAAGAAUAUGUUGAUUGUUUUUAAGAAAGUUAUUGAAGAUUAUGUUACUCCUGCAAAUACUACUUUAACCAGACAUUUAACUGGACAUUUGUCUCACCAAAUUGAAUAUUUGAAGCUGGGUAGACCAUUAUCUGUGUCUAUGGGGAAUGCCAUUAGGUGGUUGAAGCAAGAGAUUUCUAAUAUAUCUAUAGACACUACCGAAGCUCAAGCUAAAGAAAUACUAUGUCUGAAAAUUGAUGAUUUUGUCAAGGAAAAGAUUGAAUAUUCAGAUAAAUUGAUUGUCGACAUUGCUUCUAAGCAUAUCGUGGAUGGAUGCACAGUUUUGACCUAUGGACAUUCGCAAGUAUUGGAAGAGUUGUUCCAAUAUUGCGUUCUCGAACAAGGUAAAAGGUUUAAUUUGAUUAUUGUUGAUUCCAGACCAUUGUUUGAAGGUAAAAAGUUGUUGAAGAAUUUAGUAAACACUUUUUUACCUGAUGACGAUAUUAAUGACUUGGAAUCAAUCAAUAGUGCAAAAUUCAGAAUGCGUGAACCUAUUACCAAGAACCAUAUCAGCGUGCACUAUGUUUUACUCAAUUCUUUAGCCUCUACACUUUUAAGAGAUGUUGAUGUGGUAUUUUUAGGUGCUCAUGCCAUGUUAUCCAAUGGUCGUCUUUACUCAAGAGUAGGUACUGCUUUGGUUGCUAUGAUGUGUCAUACAAGAAACAUUCCAGUAUUGACAUGUUGUGAAUCAAUCAAAUUUUCAGAUAAAGUACAAUUAGAUUCAGUUACUACUAAUGAAUUAGCUGAUGCUGAUGAUUUAAUUCGUAAUAUAGAUUCAAAGAAACCACCACAAAAGAAGUCAUUUGCAUUGGAACAAUUCAUAAAACAACAAGAAGAACAGAACAAGCCUAAUAAACAACAAAACACCAAGAAAGGAACACAAACUCCUACUGAGGAAUCUAAUGAAGAUGAAUCAGAACCAUUAAAGAAUUGGAAGGAAAUGAAGAGUUUGAAUAUAUUGAACAUCUUGUAUGAUUUGACUCCCCCUGAAUAUAUUGAUAAAGUAAUUACUGAAUUAGGUUCCUUACCUCCAAGUUCUGUUCCUGUUAUUUUAAGAGAAUAUAAAAAUACAUAG
This is a messenger RNA of Spathaspora passalidarum NRRL Y-27907, 1542 nucleotides long. It is a transcript of the gene GCD2, whose product is annotated as translation initiation factor eIF2B subunit delta. The transcript has a single exon. The record is from RefSeq and is a predicted model, not a curated record. NCBI's taxonomy places the organism in Eukaryota, Fungi, Ascomycota, Pichiomycetes, Serinales, Debaryomycetaceae. The coding region runs from base 1 to 1542 and encodes 513 amino acids.